AUGGGUCCAUUCGUUGGCAGGGCGUUUGCCUUGCUUGCCGCUCUUUCCACCCUCACCCUCGCUCAAGAUGAACCAAAGGGCGAUGGCUACGUUGGUUACCACCUCGAACGUCGCGGCGACAAUGAGUCAGCUGUCUAUGAGACGGCCAACACCAAAACCGGCAUCGAUACCCUCAACCCGAUCCCAGAUGUCUAUCUCAAUGCGUCGGUCUCAGUCGGCGAGAUCAGCAUCGAGGUGAAGAAUAUCACUGCCAAGGUCAACCUUGACGCGAAGGUGCUCAACCUGCUGCACUUCCAAGCCGGCGUUGACGCAAGCAUCGACCGCGUCAAGCUGGGCAUCUACAACGUGUCGGCCAAGGUCGAGCUCGAGGCCCGUCUGGAAAACGUCGUGAAGAUGGUCGACGACGUCCUCACCAGCAUCGACCUGAACCCCAUCAUCGCGACCCUUGGCGACACGGUCGGCGACAUCGUCAACAAGACAACGGACGUCAUCACGGACCCCGUCGAGAGCGAUGCCAGCUCGGUAGCGAAGCGCGACUUGACUUAUCGCAUCGAGAACAACAUCUUGUAUUCGAUUAACGAUUUCUCCGGUCGCACGCACACCAACCGCGUUCUCGCGCAAAACGGAUCCCUGUUCGACGUGUUCCUGAACAACAACGGCGAUGAAUCGGGACGACGGGUGGUGGGAUACUACAGUCGCGACAUGACGUUCAGCGGCCACAACAGAACCAUCUCGAUUGACGGACAGGUGAAGGAGUUUGAGAUGCAAUACAUCUAUGCGCCGUACCCCGGCCUGGAGGCGUUCAGCAAUAUCUACAUGGACACGACCGGCAGGGUCGUCCGGACGAAGAUUGUGGCCGAGGCGGAGGGAGGGGGAACGGCUACCAUUAGCAAUGACGAGGAGCCAGGAUUGAAGCCGUAG
Molecule: messenger RNA, 921 nt
Organism: Colletotrichum karsti
Lineage: Eukaryota; Fungi; Ascomycota; Sordariomycetes; Glomerellales; Glomerellaceae
Exons: 1
Coding region: 1-921 (306 amino acids)
Source: RefSeq, a predicted model, not a curated record